Molecule: messenger RNA, 1602 nt
Organism: Ilex paraguariensis (yerba mate)
Lineage: Eukaryota; Viridiplantae; Streptophyta; Magnoliopsida; Aquifoliales; Aquifoliaceae
Source: the annotation of a GenBank genome assembly
AUAAAAGUUCCAAAACGAAUUGCGAUUCAAAAUAAUAUACUAGUUAAGUCUACCCCAUUAUAUCGCAUAUUUAAGAAAGUGUUGUACCGUGUAUCCGUAGUCGUAUCACGUACCAAAGCAACUUACAAUCCAUGUAACAUUGAGCCAACCACCUGGUUCUUGUGGAGAGAGAGAGAUCAACACCACCCACCAUUGCAACCGCGCACAAAUAAGUCCAUGAUUGUCGUGAGGAUCAUUUAUGCAGAGAUAAAGAGAGGAUGGUGGUUGGUGGCACGAGGUCAAGUGGCAACUAGGUGCGGAUCAUAUGACCAUAACCUUUAUGCACUGGAUUAUAGAAACUAUGGCUGUAUUUUUAAGCUUCCUUGUGGUGGCAGCGUAUUUGGGUCUCCUGCCAUUGAUAAGGUACAUGACAUGCUUUAUGUGGCAUCUACCAGUGGCCGUCUGAUAGCAAUAUCUAUUAAGGCUAUGCCAUUUAGUAAAUUGUGGCUGCAAGAGUUUGGAGCACCCAUCUUUGGGUCUAUUUCCAUCAAUUCACGUAAUGGCAAUGUCAUCUGUUGCUUGGUGGAUGGGCAUGUACUUGCAGUGGAUACCAGUGGAUCCAUUAUUUGGAGGAGUCAUGGAAGUGCAAAGUUGUUGAAUUAUGGCGAUCUGAAAUUUCUCCAAAAAGAUAUAUCUUUGUACAGAAAUGCUUCGGGAAAAACUGGUGGCCCGAUAUUUGCUGGACCCUGCAUAUCUCGUACACUAGCUUCUCAGGUGCUCAUAUGUUCCAGAGAUGGAAGUAUCUAUUCGUUUGAAUUGCUUUAUCUUCUCCGAUUUGACUUCCUUACUCAUGUCUAUCUCUGCUCAGAUAGUGAGGUUGGGAUGCUAGUAUUUGUAUCCUGGAAGGUCAUUCCCAUUGUUCUUUCACUGCAAAGUUUCAAACCUUCCCUUUCCAUGCAGCUAGACUCAUGUGGCUCUGAAAGUCAAGGCCUUAGCUUGGGACUUCUUCGGUCUUCCCUUCAAUCUUUGGGGAACUGGGGACUGUCCUUACUCUGUGGGGACUUCUUCGGUCUUCCCUUCAAUCUUUGGGGAACUGGGGAGUCAGUUUUAAGAGGCACUCUGAAUAGUCCUAUUAGGGUAGGAAUUGGGGCGAUUUUUCAGGAUUGCACUCCCUUGGUUCGUGGCAUCUUUGCCACCUUAUACAAGAAGACCACAAUCAGGAUUAGGGUUGCAGAUGUUGGUCUCAUAUGUCUGGAGGUUUUUAAUGGUGGGAGUAUACUCCAAGAAAGUGGGGAUCUCCUUUGGGAACACAAUGUUGGAGAUCCAAUUACUUCAUCUGCUUAUGUCGAUGAGAACUUGCAGUUGAUAUCUGAUGUCUCCCAUCUGUCAGACAGGUUAAUCUGUGUCACUGCCAGUUCUGGGAGUAUCCAUUUGCUUCGAAUCAACCUGGAUGCUGUUGGAGAGGCCAAACUGCUGGGGAAAGAUGUGGUGCAGGAAUUUGCUAGGUUGGACCUCCAAGGAGACAUAUUCUCUUCCCCUGUGAUGAUUGGUGGCAGGAUUUUCGUUGGUUGCAGAGAUGAUUUUGUGCACUGCAUUGAGGUUGGAGUAGAAAUUACAAUGUAA